Molecule: messenger RNA, 1049 nt
Organism: Esox lucius (northern pike)
Lineage: Eukaryota; Metazoa; Chordata; Actinopteri; Esociformes; Esocidae
Gene: psma1
Product: proteasome 20S subunit alpha 1
Biological process (GO): ubiquitin-dependent protein catabolic process
Cellular component (GO): nucleus; proteasome core complex, alpha-subunit complex; proteasome core complex
Source: RefSeq, marked provisional
AAUCCGAAGGCACAGCGAAGCAGGCAACAGCAGAAAUGUUCCGUAACCAGUACGACAACGAUGUCACAGUAUGGAGUCCUCAGGGGCGCAUUCACCAGAUCGAGUACGCCAUGGAAGCAGUGAAACAAGGAUCGGCUACAGUGGGGCUCAAGUCCAGAACCCAUGCAGUCUUGGUUGCACUCAAGAGAGCUCAGUCAGAGCUGGCUGCUCACCAGAAGAAGAUACUCCAUGUUGAUGAACAUAUUGGCAUCUCCAUUGCUGGGCUGACUGCCGAUGCCAGGCUCCUCUGUAACUUCAUGAGGCAGGAAUGCCUGGAUUCCAGGUUUGUGUUUGACAGGCCUCUUCCAGUAUCACGCCUUGUCACUCUCAUUGGAAGCAAAACCCAAAUCCCCACACAGAGGUAUGGAAGAAGGCCAUACGGCGUGGGAUUGCUUAUUGCCGGAUAUGACGACAUGGGGCCUCAUAUCUUCCAGACCUGCCCCUCUGCCAACUACUUUGACUGCAAAGCCAUGUCCAUCGGAGCUCGCUCCCAGUCAGCCCGCACUUACCUUGAGAGACACAUGGACACCUUCCUGGACUGUAAUCUAAAUGAGCUGGUCAGGCACGGCCUGCUCGGGCUCAGAGAAACACUCCCUGCUGAACAGGACCUUACCACCAAGAACGUCUCGAUCGGCAUUGUGGGUAAAGACAUGGAGUUCACCAUCUAUGACGAUGACGACGUGGCUCCUUUCCUUGAGGGUCUGGAAGAAAGGCCGCAGCGAAAGGUGGUUCAGGCUUCGGAUGAGCCUGCAGCUGACAAACCUGACGAGCCAAUGGAUAUCUGAGACUUGGAAGAUGCAGAAUGAUGACACUUCCUGUUACUCUGAUAGCCAGACGCCAAAUCCAAAACGGUCCCACUUAACUGCCGUGGGUGCAGUUCUGUGCUGUGGCAAUGUCACUUACUAAAAAGGGGUUUAUUGUAUGCUUUCCGCUAAAACAUUGGAUGUCGCUUUUUUUUGUAUUGGUAUAGAAUGUUAAAUUCUCGGAAUAAUAAACCUUUUUUCUCAUGC